Haemonchus placei is the source of this 459-nucleotide messenger RNA. NCBI's taxonomy places the organism in Eukaryota, Metazoa, Nematoda, Chromadorea, Rhabditida, Trichostrongylidae. The record is from the annotation of a GenBank genome assembly.
AUGGAAGAAUCACCCACGGCACCAUCUGGUGAAAACCGGAAAAAGAUGAAUGAACAGUUUAACAGAAAAAACAAUACUGUUCUAAAGGAAUUUGAAGUCGGUGAAGCGGUUUAUGCUCAGGUAUGGACAGCACCGCAGUUCAUGUGGAAAAAAGGUGUCAUCACCAGAAGGAUUGGCAAGGUCAACUAUGAAGUUAACCCGAGUGGAAGGAUAACGAGGAAACACGCAAACCAACUGCGUCGUGGUGACGCGAAAGCACCGUCAGGUAAUGGAGAUAAGUCAUUGCUGACCCUGCUCGAGAUGCUCGAAUUGGACGAUGUAUGGACACGACAAGAGGAAGUCGCCCAAGCUACAGGUGCUGCUGCUCGAGGACGACAAGCCCACGGAACCAAUGUACCACCACGUCGCUCUGCAAGGAUAAGAAGGCCGGUACAGAGGUACCCAGACACAUUUCGUUAG